This is a messenger RNA of Drosophila biarmipes, 810 nucleotides long. RefSeq names its product N-alpha-acetyltransferase 20 (gene Naa20B). The record is from RefSeq and is a predicted model, not a curated record. Gene Ontology annotation, molecular function: protein-N-terminal amino-acid acetyltransferase activity. The coding region runs from base 93 to 737 and encodes 214 amino acids. Gene Ontology annotation, biological process: N-terminal peptidyl-methionine acetylation. Gene Ontology annotation, cellular component: NatB complex. The transcript has a single exon. NCBI's taxonomy places the organism in Eukaryota, Metazoa, Arthropoda, Insecta, Diptera, Drosophilidae.
AUUAUCACAGUAAACACUCAUAAAUAAGUUAAAUACAUAGCACAUAUUAUAACAGAAAAAUAGGCUUUCAAACCUUAAUUCAAACCUUUCGAAUGAUGUCUUCACCACGAAAUUUUGUUCUCGAGGACAUGUUCAAGUUUAACCAUAUUGUUCUGGAUCCAUUGGUGGAAGUAUACUCCCUGCCAUUUCUACUUCCCAAAAUCCUGGAGUAUCCAGAACUCGUUUUAGCGGUGGAUGCCCCCGACGACCGUCUUGUGGGCUUUAUUCUCGGAACGCGUGUCGAGGACUGGCCCGAACACAUUGGAGAUGGAAAGGAUCUGAGUUGGAGUCAUGGACACGUCUCUGCUGUGGCUGUAGCCCAGGAAUAUCGAAAACUGGGCUUGGCCACUCGUAUGCUCACUACUCUUAGGGAUAUGAUGGAUCGACAGAGGAACUUGUACAUGGAUCUAUUUGUGCGGGAGAAGAAUAAAAACGCCAUCAGGCUUUACGAGUCCUUGGGAUACGUAAAAUAUAGCUGGUUGCCCCAGUUUUAUGCCGACGAUCAUGGUUAUGAUAUGAGGCUGCCUCUAUCCCGGGAUGUCGAUAGGAUAUCCCUAGAGGGUAUUUUAAUCAAUAAGCUCUAUAGCUUCGGAAGUAUGCUGUACUAUCUCUUUAUGUUCUAUUUAUUUGGACUCAAAAAUAUGCUGGUUGAUGGCAUAGGCAAAGGACUUGAAUGGAGCUAUAAAUCUAUUAUAUAAAACCACAUUACUUGUUUGUUUUGCUAGGCAACGAAUACUAUAAAUUAAAACAUUUUUGAAACACCCAGAGAAA